Messenger RNA from Apus apus (common swift), 965 nucleotides. It is a transcript of the gene CIDEC, whose product is annotated as cell death inducing DFFA like effector c. The transcript is spliced from 6 exons. The coding region runs from base 47 to 766 and encodes 239 amino acids. Gene Ontology annotation, biological process: regulation of apoptotic process; apoptotic process. The record is from RefSeq and is a predicted model, not a curated record. Lineage: Eukaryota; Metazoa; Chordata; Aves; Apodiformes; Apodidae.
CUGUGCGGAGGUGGUGGGGUCUGCUGAGGGUUGGACUGUGCUCCUCAUGAAGAUGGAUUACGCCAAGUCCCUGAGCCAGCGCCUGGCCGCUCCUGUCUCCAAAUGUGUCUCGGCAAGUGCCUCCAUGACCCAGCAGCUGCUGUUGAGCCCGGCCCUGCGACCCCGACCCUUCCGUGUGGUCAGCUGGGACCGCAGCCUGCGCAAGGGCAUCAUGGCGCAGAGCCUGGCUGACCUGCUGCUCCAGGCUCAGAGCGCCCUGCUCGCCCCGGGUCCUGUCUCGCUGGUGUUGGAUGAGGACGGCACGGCGGUGGAGACAGAGUCUUUUUUCCGGACACUGGAGGAGGGGACAGUGCUGAUGGCCCUGUGCGAGGGGCAGACCUGGGCUGCCCCCAAGACACCAGGCUACCAGCUGAGCCUGUCCCGUAAGCCCCCUCGGAGGAUCGAUGUCGCCUGCGUCACCUUUGACCUCUACAAGACCAACCCACAGGACCUGGGCUGCCUCAAUGUCAAGGCCACACUCUAUGGCACCUACAGCUUGUCCUACGACCUGCGCUGCUACGGGGCCAGGCGCCUCAUGAAGGAAGCCCUGCGCUGGACGCUCUUCACCAUGCAGGCCACUGGCCACGUCCUCCUUGGCACCUCCUGCUACAUGCAGCAGCUCCUGGAUGCCACUGAGGAACCAAAGGAGCCAGGGAGCAGCCCAGCACUGCCCAGCCUCCUGCCCUGCAGCCUCCCACCCCUGCCACGCAGGAAGACACUGGAGUGAAGGCUGGGCACCCUGUGUCCCCUCCUCUGGCACUCCCCCCCAUCUCUUGGGGGUCCCAGCACCUAGCUAGGUCAAUGCUGGGGGGGAGGCUGCUGUGAUGCUUCUCCUUGCACCAUGCUGGCUGAGCAUGGCCAGCCCUUCCCUGCACUCCUCACUACUCUGUAAAUAUAUUUAUUUAAGUAAAGUUCUGCUUGCUCCA